Cotesia glomerata is the source of this 1684-nucleotide messenger RNA. RefSeq lists its product as uncharacterized. Lineage: Eukaryota; Metazoa; Arthropoda; Insecta; Hymenoptera; Braconidae. The coding region runs from base 542 to 1684 and encodes 380 amino acids. The transcript has 4 exons. The record is from RefSeq and is a predicted model, not a curated record.
CGCGCGAUCUGUAUGAUGUGUAGUCUCCAUGGACUACCUAUACAAACUUACAAACAUUUCUAUCACUCUAUUGUUUAUAAACACACGUCUGUUCAGCGUAAUAAAAAAUAUAAACUGCGUUUCUCGUGAUAAAGUGAAACUUAUCGUUAAUAUUAUUCAAUUAUUUACUUCAAACAGCAAAAUAAAAAUGUCAUUAGUGAAAUAUAUAUUAUAAGUGAUAUUCAGUUAAUUCAUCUAUAAUAAAUAGUAAAUAAUAGCCGCCAGUAAAAGGACUGAAAAUUUGUGGUGUAUUUAAAUGCGUAGCUAUAAUAACACUUAACUCUCACUGUAAUAUUAUUUAAUCAGACAAAAGUUAUGUUCAGUGUCUAUUUAUUGGAAUGAAGAUACACUGUCGACAAAUUUAAUCUCAAGAUAAAUGAAUAAUUUCAAUUGAGCUAAAUUACUUUUCGAUUAUUGUUUUUGAUGAAGAUUGAUCUAUUGUGAAUUCUACAGUAUUUUUAUUAUAGUUAAAUCUCAAGUGAUAGCAAAGUUACAAUUAAAUAUGAAGCGAGGUCGAUAUAAAUUACAUUUAACUCCGGAGAGUAAUGGCAUUAUACCUCGAUCCACUUUUUAUAGAAAAUUAAAACAAUACCGAUGUACUGUUACAAAUGAAGAUAAUCAAAUUCCUAAUCAAAAUAUUGUUGAUGAUAAUACAAAUGGAAAUGAUCAAUUGGCUUGCGAGGAAAUUUUCGGCGAUAACAACUCAAUGUCUAUAGAAACUGUGAGUGAAAAUAAUGCUUCUCUUACCUAUCAACAAAACUCACCCACAUAUUCGGUACCAAAUUCAUGGUUUUAUGAAGACUAUGAUGAUGAAUCUCAACAUCGAGAAACAUGGUUUGACGCGGAAGAUUCAACAGUAAAUGAUUUUUAUAUUGGUUGUGAUAGUGAGCAUAAUCAGCAAGAUGAUAAGGAAAAAGACACCGAUAAGGAAAAAGACACUGAUUACGAAUACAACAAGCAACUUUGUAAGUGUUCGACAAUCACACGGGGAGAAGCUUUAAUGAUGACACUUGCAUUAGGAGCUGAAGAAUCCCUUACAUGGAAGACUAUUAUUGCUAUUUUAUCAAUGAUUAAUACAUUAUUCCAAAGUGACGUGGUCCCUGCUUCAAAAUAUAAAUUAUUUAAGACAUUAAAACUAAAUGAGGAUAUUCUUGUAUAUCAUAUAUACUGCAAAGAAUGUAAUUAUUAUUUUGGAGCUCAGAAAGAAUUGAACAAAGAUGAAUUCCAGUGUAAAAUUUGUGACAAAAAUGUGAAAUCGUCAGAUAUUGCUUAUUUUUUAACAUUUGAUAUCUCUCUACAACUAAAAUCAAUUUUGGAAGAUCCAGAAGUUCAACAAUUUUUAAUGGAAAAUCGUCAAGAUAAAAGAGAUGAUUGCAGCAAUAGUGAUCUUCAAAAUAUGAGGGAUGGAAAAAUUUAUAAGAAAUUAUCUACGAUAAAUAACCCUCUUUCAGAUGAAUAUAAUUUUUCAUACACUUUUAACACUGACGGUUGUCAACCAUCGAAAUCAAGCAAGCUUUCUAUCUGGCCCAUAUAUGCUCGUAUCAAUGAGUUCUCUUCGAAACUUCAAUCUAAGCAUAUGAUUAUGACAGGCUUAUGGAUUGAUAAAAAAGAACCCGACAUGCUCCUUUUUGCAACCAUUCGUUGA